GUCAGACGGAGUAUAUAAUCGGGAAACCGGCUGGCAGUCGUUGGUAGUCGAAACUUUGGAGCAACAUGAAGGUGUCAGCGACAGUGCUGGUUUCUUUGGUGUCGUGGGUGGUUGCUUAUCCAGCGCUGGUGGACUCUGGUGGACUGGAAAAUAUCUGGGGAGGAGCAAAAGAAGAGGGACAGGACAAGUCGCAAGGUUUAAUCGAAAAUUUCAAACUGUUGAAAGAUAAAUUUACGCCGCCGCGAUUAUUAGAAAGCGCAAAAUUCGGGAAACUGGGGAUACCUGAUCCAUCGAGACAGCAGAGCAACGAGAACGAUGGAGUUUCGACGCCGCCGAUUUUCAAAUCGCUCAUCGGCAAAGACAACGUAAUCGUCUCGACGAUCUCGAACGUGGUCGAAGCGGCCAAGGGAUUGGUCGAAAGGAUCAAGGGUAAUUUCCAGCAAGAUUCGACUCAGGCAGAGCUGCCUUUCCUUGCGCACCGUGGUGACAAACUAACAGGGGUCGUUCCAGGUUUGGACAAAAGUGAUUCUGCUCAGCUGAAAGGGUAUGAAUCAAGCGGCAACGACGAUUCUCGGAUACCGAUAGGGAUUGAGAGGAACGCGGUGAUAGAGGGUCGCGCGAACAGUUAUCGGGAAUCGGCAGAAGGCGGCGCGACAGAAGUUGCCGGUGAAAAACGCGCGAUUCACUCAGCUGGUUCUCGAGCGUCGUCGGAGGCGGAUGGAAAAACAGGUGCCAGCCGUGGAAAACAGUCGGCAGCGUCUCAGGUAUCAGCGGAGGAAAUCGAAGAAAAAUCAGCUGGCGCAAAAAGGCAGAGUCAUUCUUCCGUGGAGAUUGAGAAAAAGUCGUUAAACAGCGGGGAACGGGAGAGAGUUCCCGAGGAUCGGGGAAUUUUGUCCGAAAAGCAGCUGCCGGCGAGAGGAGCGACCGACGAUCGAGCAGAAGAGUAAAAACGUAUCAGACAAUCUUAAGAUUAAGAAAAGAAAUUGCCCAACACCAAGAAGAAGAAGAAGAAGAAGAAGAAGAAAAAGAAAAAGUAACCAGGUGAUGAAAAUUAAUCGCGAAACAUGUAUCGUUAAAAAGAUGAGAUAAAGACGAUUGGUAAACUGUCUGGAAAAGCUAAAGCUGCUAAAGAAGAGAAAGAGCGCGAGCGGCGAAAACGCUGACGCGGAGAUGUCUGUCGUGACGUAAAAAAAAAAAAAAAAAUAUGACCACGCGCACAGAGAAUGCUCGAACGUGAAAGGACAGAUAGUUCGUUGAGCGAGGGGAUCGAUGAAAAAUUAUCCACUGUCACGCGUAACGAUCUGCUCUUAAUACUACGGGGAAUCAACUACGGCGAAGAGAAGAGGCGACGAUCUUUACGAACCAUUUCGAGACAUUGGCAAAAAUCGAUGAAUAAACAAGUAGUCAAAGGAAGAAGAAGGACGAAAAUUUCCAUGCGAGAAGCUAGAAAAAAAAGCUCGCUGGAGUAUCUCUGAUGAGUCGACCGAACGUGUCAUGCAAAACACAACGUUCAGGAGAAAAUAGUUUUGAAGUAUCAAUCGGUGUCGCCGGCGAUGGGACCGAGAGAGUGGAAGGAAACGAACAUGUCGGGAUUUCUCGCGUAUUUAGCUGCGAUCGAUGAGUAAGCGAUUGUGAACAGCAUCGACGUCGCGAUAGAGAACGAUCGUGAAGGAUCUCGUAGUGCGAGCGUCAAGUACGCUAACUACGGGUGUUCAGGCACACGAAUAAUUACAGAAUCCGCUUGCAAAUAUCCAAACGUCAACGUCUGAAUGAUUAACAAAUGCGUCUGUAGUCAUCGUUAUUAAUACUGUAUGAACGGACAAAUUACAUGCUUUACUUCUUG
Messenger RNA from Frieseomelitta varia, 1843 nucleotides. RefSeq lists its product as uncharacterized. The record is from RefSeq and is a predicted model, not a curated record. Lineage: Eukaryota; Metazoa; Arthropoda; Insecta; Hymenoptera; Apidae. Bases 66 to 947 code for a protein of 293 amino acids. The transcript is spliced from 5 exons.